Molecule: messenger RNA, 1746 nt
Organism: Lachancea thermotolerans CBS 6340
Lineage: Eukaryota; Fungi; Ascomycota; Saccharomycetes; Saccharomycetales; Saccharomycetaceae
Gene: XKS1
Product: xylulokinase
Exons: 1
Coding region: 1-1746 (581 amino acids)
Biological process (GO): xylulose metabolic process; D-xylose metabolic process
Cellular component (GO): cytosol
Molecular function (GO): D-xylulokinase activity
Source: RefSeq, a predicted model, not a curated record
AUGACAGCUGACAAGGUUGGCGCAUUCUAUCUGGGAUUCGACCUCUCAACACAGCAACUGAAGUGUUUGGUGAUCGACCAAAAUCUGGCCUUAGUACACUCUGAGACCAUAGGAUUCGACAAAGACCUGAGCCACUACAAAACCACCAAAGGCGUCUAUCUGCAUGAAGAUGGGACUGUGGAGUGUCCAGUAGCGAUGUGGCUCGAGGCCGUCGAUCUAGUCUUCGAGAGGAUGUCAAAGCACAAGCACAUUGACCUGAGCUUGGUCCGUGCAAUGAGUGGCUCUUGUCAGCAGCACGGUUCGGUUUACUGGGCUGAAUCAGGACCCGGGUUGCUUCCGAAGCUCGAUUCCAAGCAAUCAUUAAAGCAGCAAUUGUAUCCGGAGGCGUUCUCCAGAAACGUGGCGCCAAACUGGCAAGACCACAGUACCGGAGAGGAGUGCCGAGAGUUCGAGGAAAGCUGCGGAGGCGCGGCACAACUCGCUCAAGUCACCGGCUCUCGUGCUCACCACAGAUUUACGGGUCCGCAAAUAAUGAAGAUCGCUAAAAAAGAACCAGAGGUUUAUCGUGCAACAUCUAAAGUCUCGCUGGUGUCGUCCUUUUUAGCUUCUAUCCUGGCAGGUGAAUUCACGCCGUUGGAAGAAGCGGACGCAUGCGGUAUGAACCUGUACAAUAUUGACAAGCGCGACUACGACGACAAACUGUUACGCAACGUGGACGACGACACAGAAACCCUAAGAUCAAAGCUCGGAGGGCCCCCUAUCAAUUGCGACAAACCCGCGCCUGUUGGCACUUUAUCACCAUACUUUGUUGAGAAGUAUGGUUUGAACCCCGAGUGCCAGAUCUUCCCCUUCACUGGCGAUAACUUGGCAACUAUCUGUUCUCUACCGCUUCAGCCCAAUGAUGUUCUGGUGUCCUUGGGUACAAGCACUACGAUUCUUCUGGUCACCGACCAAUACCACCCAUCCCCUAACUACCAUCUGUUCAUCCAUCCCACCAUUCCCCGUCACUACAUGGGGAUGAUUUGUUACUGUAACGGUGCGUUGGCUAGAGAGCGUAUCAGAGACCAACUCAGCGAAACUCACGACUGGGAGCCUUUCAACGCGGCGGUAAAAUCUACCACGCUCAACACUGACAACGAAAUUGCUUGCUACUUUCCCCUGGGGGAGAUUGUGCCAAACGUACCCAGCUCUUAUCGCAGAGCAACGUUUGCCAAGUCUCCAGACUCUCAGGAGGUGAAGUUGGAAUUAAAAGAUGCAUUCGCUGACAUUGCACACGAUGCCAAAAACAUCGUUGAAAGCCAAGCUCUCAGCUGCCGUGUGAGAAUCAGCCCCCUGCUAUCAAAGGAUUGUGCGGAUCCAAGCGUCGACUUGGGCGACUCAAUGGUGCAUUUUGACUGUGAUGACUUUCCUCUCUCAGAGUACAAAAAGCGUCCAAGAAGAGCGUUUUUUGUGGGUGGUGCUUCGAAAAACGAUGCAAUUGUCGAGCGCUUUGCUCAAGUGCUCGGAGCCACAGAUGGAAACUUCCGUCUGGAAACCCCCAACUCAUGCGCACUUGGUGGUUGCUACAGGGCUAUGUGGUCCCAUUUGUACUACGGAGGUCUCACUAAAGCACCCUUCGACAACUUCCUCAACGAGCAGUUCAGAUGGGACACGGAUGUUCAGUCUCUGAGCUUAACAAAGGACAAAGAGUGGCAGUACUUUAACAACAAGAUACAAGCCCUCAGUGAGUUAGAGAAGACUCUCUAA